Scomber scombrus (Atlantic mackerel) is the source of this 947-nucleotide messenger RNA. It is a transcript of the gene cdnf, whose product is annotated as cerebral dopamine neurotrophic factor. The transcript has 4 exons. The record is from RefSeq and is a predicted model, not a curated record. Gene Ontology annotation, biological process: neuron projection development; dopaminergic neuron differentiation. NCBI's taxonomy places the organism in Eukaryota, Metazoa, Chordata, Actinopteri, Scombriformes, Scombridae. Gene Ontology annotation, cellular component: endoplasmic reticulum.
CUGAAGUUCGUUUGUGUAUCCAUGUGACUAAUAAUAACGGGUAACGCUACCAUGUCGCUUUUGUACCUCGCCUUUCUGCUGUUUUUUUCUGGGGGGGUUCUUUUUCUGCGGCAGGCAACUGUGAAGUCUGUGUGGGCUUUCUUCAUAGAAUGUAUGGCAGUCUGAACUCAGCCCACAGAGAACUCACUCCUGCCAUGGUAGAGGAAGAGCUGCUCCAUACCUGCACUUUCGCCAAGGGGAAGGAGGCAAGGCUGUGUUAUUAUCUAUGAGCCAGUAGUGACGCAGCAACCCGUGUCAUAGCAUCAGUGUCUCGACCUUUGGCCUCCCAUGUCCCUGUUGAGAAGGUCUGCCAGCGCCUCAGUAGUAGAGACACACAGAUCUGUCAGCUCAGAUAUGAGCGUCAGCUAAGGGAUCUGAGCAGUGAUGGACUCAAAAAGCUGAGAGUUGUGGAGCUGAGGAGUAUUUUGGCCUCAUGGGGAGAAGAGUGUCAAGGCUGCCUGGAGAAACAUGAGUUUGUCAGCCUCAUUCAGGAGAAAGCACCGUUGCAUGAUCAUAUUGUAGAGCUGUGAUACUGAACUGUAUAGUCCAAUGCUACAAUGCAAUUUUUUGCAUGAAAAAAUGUUUUAAAGUUUACCAAAAAUUGUUGCCAUCUAAAGCUAAUCCAUUUCUGUUGAUCUACUAAACUGAUUUUGUGCACACAAAUUAUUUUAAAAUGUUCAAUGUGGAAACACAAGGAGCAGUGCAAAAAAACGUACUUGCCUGAUUUAUUCUAUGUAUGUACAUGCACAUUUAUUGUAGAUCUUCAAACAAAAAACAUACAAACAAUUUUUUAUUCAAGCAAAGGCUAUCCAAUAUCUAUAUCACCAAUGCCAAAGAGUAAUUGCUUCCAUAAACUUAAACCUGGUUGUGCCAACUUUAGCAGCAAUAAAACACUUCCAAUAACUGGA